UAUAUUCUCCGAUCGGCUUCAACUGCCUAAUCUGGUUCCUCUCGUCUUCGUCCAUCCAAUAAUUUUCAUCAAUGGCGACGAUUAUUGACGGCAAGGCCAUCGCCCAAACAAUCCGGAACGAGAUCGCCGACGAAGUCCGAUCCCUCUCCCAAAAUUACAACAAAGUGCCGGGGCUGGCGGUGGUGAUCGUGGGCACGCGGAAGGACUCACUGAGCUACGUGAGCAUGAAGCGGAAGGCCUGCUCCGAGGUGGGCAUCCGGUCAUUCGACAUCGACCUCCCCGAGCAGAUCUCCGAGGCGGAAGUCAUCGCUAAGGUUCAUGAGUUGAACGACAACCCAGAUGUCCAUGGGAUUCUUGUUCAACUUCCCUUGCCAAAACACAUAAAUGAAGAGAACGUACUGAGUGAAAUCAGUAUUGAGAAAGAUGUUGAUGGAUUUCAUCCUCUAAAUAUUGGAAAGCUUGCAAUGAAAGGUAGAGAGCCAUUGUUUCAGCCCUGCACUCCAAAGGGAUGUCUUGAACUUCUAACUCGCAGUGGAAUCAGCUUAAAAGGAAAAAGAGCAGUUGUAGUUGGUCGGAGCAACAUUGUCGGGUUACCUGUUUCCCUUCUUCUUCUGAAAGCAGAUGCAACUGUAACCAUUGUUCACUCCCGCACUCUUAAUUCUGAAAGCAUUAUUCGUGAAGCGGACAUAGUCAUCGCUGCUGCUGGACAAGCGAAGAUGAUCAAGGGAGACUGGAUUAAGCCUGGUGCUGCAGUUAUUGAUGUCGGGACCAACGCCAUUGAUGAUCCAAGCAGGAAAUCAGGUUACAGGCUUGUUGGGGAUGUAGAUUUCGAAGAAGCAAGCAAGGUGGCCGGGUGUCUGACUCCGGUUCCUGGUGGCGUUGGCCCCAUGACUGUUGCGAUGUUGCUUAGGAACACAUUGGAUGGCGCUAAACGUAAAAUCGUGCAGUAAACAUGUUUUCUCUCUAUGGCAAUUCUGUUAUUGUUGUACACUGCAGAAUGGACCGUUUUUAAAGGCUUAAUUGCUAUUUUCCGUUCCGUGGCUAUAAUUGUGAUCAGCCAUAAAUCCAAAGAAAAACCAUUAGAUGGUCACUACAAACUAUCAAGUGUUAGUCAAAUCUAGGUUAAUUGUAAUAUCAAGUCUUAUAAUAAUAUUCCUAGUGACAUUAUUAUGCA
Messenger RNA from Musa acuminata AAA Group (dessert banana), 1174 nucleotides. RefSeq names its product bifunctional protein FolD 2. The transcript has 5 exons. NCBI's taxonomy places the organism in Eukaryota, Viridiplantae, Streptophyta, Magnoliopsida, Zingiberales, Musaceae. Gene Ontology annotation, biological process: tetrahydrofolate interconversion. Gene Ontology annotation, molecular function: methenyltetrahydrofolate cyclohydrolase activity; methylenetetrahydrofolate dehydrogenase (NADP+) activity. The record is from RefSeq and is a predicted model, not a curated record. Gene Ontology annotation, cellular component: cytosol. Bases 72 to 950 code for a protein of 292 amino acids.